Messenger RNA from Exophiala aquamarina CBS 119918, 1365 nucleotides. RefSeq lists its product as uncharacterized. NCBI's taxonomy places the organism in Eukaryota, Fungi, Ascomycota, Eurotiomycetes, Chaetothyriales, Herpotrichiellaceae. Gene Ontology annotation, biological process: macroautophagy. The transcript is spliced from 2 exons. The record is from RefSeq and is a predicted model, not a curated record. The coding region runs from base 1 to 1365 and encodes 454 amino acids. Gene Ontology annotation, cellular component: fungal-type vacuole membrane.
AUGACAAAGUUUGUACUUUCGUUCGCGGUCUUUUUGGCGGCCGCAACUACGCAGAAUCUAAGCUCAGUUUUACAGAGCACCCAAGCGCUCUCAAGUCUUUACAGCAAUCUGACAGCGUUUCCUGAGUUUCUCUCGCAGCUCAACGAGCUUCAAAACAUCACAUUUCUUGCUCCUAAUAACGACGCCAUUGCUCGCCUAGUGCAGUCGCCGUUCGGAAGAACUUUGCAGGCCGACCAGGCGCUGCUUCUAGCACAUUAUUCCUACCACGUACUCAAUGGCAGCUUUUACACCUUUGAAACUGCCGAAUUGGUCUCCACAUUACUCGAAUUCGGCCCAUACAGUCAAGUCAGUACUGGACAGGCUGUCGAGGUCGUGCCUGGUCCCGACCCAUUGUCACCUUCUGAUGUCACGUUCUUCUCCGGUCUGAACUCCACAGCACGUCUUAUCGGCCAUGCUUUCAACUUCUCUGGCGGCGUAGUCCACAUUAUCGACAAUUUCCUGAUUAUUCCUCAAAACCUGUCCGUGACUGCCGUGCAAGCGAAUCUUACUUCUGCCGUGGGGGCAGUGAUGGCCGCCGGAAGGAUCUGGCUUGGUCUCUUCGACGGGCUUCAGGAUGCUACCGUGUUUCUCCCAACAAACGAAGCGUACCGAGAAAUCGGAAGCAUUCUCGAGAACAUUUCAGAGUUCAACAUGUCGAGUAUCUGUAAUUAUCAAGCUGUGGACGACUUGCUGUACCUGGACGACCUAAAGAACGGUUCUUACCAGAGCUUUCAGUUUGCAAACAUUUCUGUAGUAGUUCGCGGCGACGACGUGUUCAUCGGGAAUGCCAAAAUCGUCGUGCCUAAUCUCCUCGUACGAGGGGGUAUUGCUCAUGUCAUUGACAGAGUACUCAAUCCCUACAACAUCACCGUCAAUCCUCACAUCGUGGAUUCCUCAGCUGCCUUCGCCGGAGCUUUACCAGUGUCAUACCUACCGUUCGUGGAGGAUGUCGCAACAUCCACCAUCGACCUGCCAGAUCCAGCUGCCUCUCAAUCGUCUGCGACGACGACAUCCUCAACGGAGGAUUCCCAGAAUAGGCAGACGAGCUUAGGACUCUCGACAAGUGCCAAGGCUGGAAUUGGAGUCGGAAUUGGUCUUGGAUUCGUCUUCGUCGUCUCCCUUAUCUUCUUCUACGUCCGAACACGACGCAAAGCUAGAAAGGAUGCAAAUACGUCGACCACGGAGAUAUCGCCGGCCGAAAAGGACCUCGCAGCAGAGUUACCUGGCUCAGGGCGUUCUCCACACGAUUUGAGAGCUGAGCUGGAUGGAAUUUCGCGCGCAGAAUUAGAAGCAACCGUUCCUGGAGUAAGCAUCGUCGCUAAAUAA